AUGGCCGCCGAUUCUUCUUCAACCACAUCGACCAAGCUUGAAAUCGCUCACGAUUUCCCUCCUUUCCUCCGCAUCUACAGAGAUGGCGUCGUGGAGCGCCUCAUGGGCACCCAAACCGUGCCAGCCUCUUUAGACGACCCCAAAACCGCCGUCCAAUCCAAAGACGUCCCUUACUCCCACGACCCCGAUCUCGUCGCCCGGCUCUACCUCCCCAAGCAAACCAAACCGGGCCAGAAGCUCCCUCUCUUGAUCUACUACCACGGCGGUGGCUUCGUCAUCGAGACGGCCUUCUCCCCCACCUACCACAACCACCUCAACACCUUGGUCGAGGCGGUCAACAUGAUAGCGGUUUCUGUGGACUACAGGAGAGCCCCCGAGCACCCCGUACCAAUUGCGUACGAGGACUCGUGGGCCGCCCUCAAAUGGGCCGCCUCUCAUUUUGAAGGAGGCGGCCCAGAGCAGUGGCUCAAUGAUCACGCGGAUUUUAACUCCGUGUUUCUGGCAGGGGACAGUGCAGGGGCUAACAUAGUCCACCAGGUGGCAAUUAGGUACGGGCGCGAAAAGGUGGAGGGGGUCCCGCGGCUGGGCGGGUUGGUUAUGGUCCACCCAUAUUUCGCUGGGAAGGAACCGGUCGGGAAUGAGCCGGUUCCGGUGCCCGAUUGGGGGGAGCGGUUCUGGAAGCUGGUUUGCCCGAGUUCAACAGCAGGGCUGGACGACCCAUAUUUGAACCCGGCUUUUGACCCGGACCUGGCCCGGCUUGGUUGCUCGAAGGUGCUUGUGAUGUUGGCGGAGAAGGAUUUCUUGAGGGAGAGAGGGAAGCACUAUUUCGAUUUGCUGAAGGGGAGCGAGUGGAAAGGAGAGGUUGAGAUGGUAGAGACUGAAGGCGAGCAGCAUGUCUUCCACUUGUGGAAUGCUGGUUGUGAAAACGCUGCCGUUUUGAUCAACAAGAUUUGCUCCUUCAUAAAUAAUUGA
Molecule: messenger RNA, 972 nt
Organism: Linum tenue
Lineage: Eukaryota; Viridiplantae; Streptophyta; Magnoliopsida; Malpighiales; Linaceae
Source: the annotation of a GenBank genome assembly